Messenger RNA from Tinamus guttatus (white-throated tinamou), 1145 nucleotides. The record is from RefSeq and is a predicted model, not a curated record. Lineage: Eukaryota; Metazoa; Chordata; Aves; Tinamiformes; Tinamidae.
AUGGCAGGGCCAGCGGCGCCCACGCGAGCAGAGCGGAGGGCUCCCUCACCCACGAAGCGCAAGGAUAGGUCUGAAGACAAAUCCAAGGACCGGUCCAAAGAUAAAUCAGGCACCAAGGAAUCAAGUGAGAAGGAUCGUGGUCGGGACAAGACCCGCAAGCGGCGCAGCGCUUCCAGUGGGAGCAGCAGUACCAGAUCCCGUUCCAGUUCGACUUCUAGUUCGGGGUCCAGUUCCAGCACUGGUUCUAGCAGUGGUUCUAGUUCCUCCUCUGCUUCAAGCCGGUCCGGGAGCUCUAGCACCUCUCGCAGUUCCAGCUCCAGCAGCUCCUCCGGAUCCCCAAGUCCCUCUCGACGGAGACAUGACAACAGGAGACGCUCCCGCUCCAAAUCUAAGGCACCCAAGAGAGAUGAGAAGGAGCGGAAGAGGCGGAGCCCCUCACCCAGGCCGACCAAGGUGCACGUUGGAAGGCUCACCAGGAACGUAACCAAGGAUCACAUCAUGGAAAUUUUUUCCACGUAUGGAAAGAUUAAAAUGAUUGACAUGCCAGUCGACAGGCUAAAUCCGCAUCUCUCCAAGGGUUAUGCCUAUGUGGAGUUCGAGAACCCCGAUGAUGCUGAGAAAGCCCUGAAACACAUGGACGGGGGUCAGAUCGAUGGUCAGGAGAUCACGGCCACAGCUGUUCUGGCACCGCGGCCCAGACCCCCUCCCAGGCGCUUUAGCCCACCCAGGAGGAUGCUGCCUCCGCCACCCAUGUGGCGUAGGUCGCCCCCUCGCAUGAGGAGAAGGUCCCGGUCUCCUCGGCGCAGAUCCCCUGUUCGCCGGCGGUCGAGAUCCAGAUCUCCUGGGCGAAGGCGCCACCGCAGCCGCUCCAGCUCAAACUCUUCACGAUAAAGCAAAAAGACUGGACAGCUUUUUAUUUUUUAACUUAAGUCCCACAAAACUAAAUAUUGUACCUUUUUUUACAAUGGGUCUGGGUGAGGAGGAGUGAGAGGUAGAUUCCCGGCAGUGAAGGCAACCUAAGAGAAGAGAGCGCAGUUCCUAGUCAGUAAAUAGAUAACCUUUGCUGUGGAGCUUCUAGUUUCCUGGCAUUUAAUUGAAAUUAUUUAGAAAUGGCUUCGAUUUAAAGGCUGCAAAUGUAACAUCUC